Acipenser ruthenus (sterlet) is the source of this 2766-nucleotide messenger RNA. Its product is annotated as vesicle-associated membrane protein 8-like. The record is from RefSeq and is a predicted model, not a curated record. The transcript has 3 exons. The coding region runs from base 332 to 649 and encodes 105 amino acids. Gene Ontology annotation, biological process: vesicle fusion; SNARE complex assembly; vesicle-mediated transport. Gene Ontology annotation, cellular component: SNARE complex; plasma membrane. Gene Ontology annotation, molecular function: SNAP receptor activity; syntaxin binding. NCBI's taxonomy places the organism in Eukaryota, Metazoa, Chordata, Actinopteri, Acipenseriformes, Acipenseridae.
CGUGUUAACGGAAGAGCGCGGCUCACACCUGGCCGCUCAGGUAAGCCACGCCUGUCGCGGUUGCUGGUACGCGCUACAGGUGACUCGACCGGGUUCAAGACAAGGCAGUUUCACGCAGACGUUUGAGGAAGCAGGAAAUCGAGCCGUGCAAGAACGAAGGAAUGCGAUUGAAAUAAAACGUACCAGGAAGUCAAGCGAGCGAGAAGGGUCUGUCCUUUUAAAAAAAACAACACAAGAAGUAUUGAACAUCGAUUCGUGUAGCAGUCCGGUGUUGUGAAAGCAGAACAGAGCGAAUAACUCGAAAGAAGUUUCUGUUUUUAAGAUAAAGACGAUGGAGAGGAAAGCGGAGGAGGGGGGGGUCCCGGCUGGGGGGGAACGGGUCCAGAACUUGAAGGACCAGGUGGAGGGCGUGAAGAACAUCAUGACCCAGAACGUGGACCGGAUCCUGGCCCGAGGAGAGAGGCUGGACGACCUGAUGGACAAGACUGAGGACCUGCAGGCCAGCUCGGAGCACUUCAAGACCACCUCUCAGAAGGUGGCUCGGAAGUACUGGUGGAAGAACGUGAAGAUGAUCGCCCUGAUCUGUGUCAUCGUGGCCAUCAUCCUCCUCAUCAUCAUCCUGCUGGCAACCGGAGUCAUCCCCACCUAGACCCCCGGACCCCCACACACGCUGUCCCGGACCCUCCCACCCUCCGACACGCUGUCCCCGACCCUCCCGCCCUCAAACACGCUGUCCCCGACCCUCCCGCCCUCAAACACGCUGUCCCCAACUAUCAACCCCCCGACACGCUGUUCCCAACCGUCACCCCCCCCCCCCCCCCCCCCCGACACGCUGUCCCCGACCCUCACACCCCCAGACACGCCCUUCCUGCUCAAACCCAGGGCGUCAUUCCAAAAUAGAGACCCCCCCGGACCCCCAGACACACCCUGUCCUUAUCCCUUGAAGACCCCGAGACCUCCCAGUUUAAUCAAAGUCUAUAUACUGAAAUUCAUGAUGCAUUAUUACUUUUGUGUGUGUGUGUGUGCGCGAUUUUUAAAAAAUUGCACUGUGGAUGCAACGAACGACUCGCUGCCCCUCUCUCUGUCCCUGUUCAAACCCAGGGCUAGGGGGAGCCCAGGCACCCCAUUACCCCCGCCCCCCCUCCCCCCCUUCUCUCUCUCAUAGUGCAGGAGAGCUCCUAUAGAAUCUGCUUGCCUGACUCCCCCUCUCUUUUCAAUGAGCGACAGAUCCCCCAAGCGCCCAAAUUGAAAAUAAAUACACCCAUAAAUAAAUAAAUAAAGAAAUACCCAAUUGAAUAACCCCAUGCGUUUUUCAAAACUAUAUCUCCCACUCCACACGCUUGUUCCUGGGUCUAUGAAAUCAAAUGAACUCAUCCAAUAUACCCAAGGCUAGCCAACUCUUAGUGAUGUAAUAAUGUGUAUUAUUAUUAUUAUUAUUAUUAUUAUUAUUAUUAUUAUUAUUAGUUUUGACUCGGCUAAAUCAUGAAGGAUAUACUUUACACAGGGGAUAGAUUGAAAUAGAAAAAGAACAGAAAAAAAAAACCCAGCUGUGAAACACCUGCUAUAUGUAGCACACACUUUUGUGUCCUCAUUGCGUGACUGAUUUUGGUUGUAAACCGCAUCGUGGCUUGUAUUCUGUAACUUAUAAAUGUUGCAUAUCCCCUGUCAGGUCCACGAUGGGACAGACAGACAGACGGAGAGAUCUGACAGAGUUUGAUGGAAGGCUGGUGGCAGGUGCUUGGUUGGCGGGUGCUUCACAAAUUUUUUUUUUUUUUUUUUUACAACAAACCUUUACAAAGGUGACACUGAGGGAACGUGGAGCCACUUUGUGGCUUGAACCCUGGUUUCAGGAGUCUGGGUUUCAGGCCACUGCACGGCACACCAGACAGGGAGACCUGGGGUUUGAUACAGCAACCUCAAACUAGGCCUCCUGGAAACAGAUUUCAAGCCGCUGUUUCUGAAAAAGUGGCUUCAUGUUCCCUCAGCUUAACCCAAACAUGCAAGAUGCUGCCAUGCAGGCGGAACCCGUUCUUUUGGAGCCGAUUCUUCUGAAAAAACAGAGUUUCAAGCCAAACUUGAUUCGGAGAAAUCAUCGCUUCUGAGCACUCGCAUCCCAGUGAAACCACCGGCCCGCCCCCAGCUCCAGACUGGUUUACAGGCAGGAUGUAGAGAGUGAGCGGAUCUGGGAAUCGACUCCUUAACCAGGGAGCCUGAAUCUGUCUAGUGCAAGGGGAGGGGGUCACCAAUCCCGAUCCUGGAGCGCUGAUCCGCUCCAGGGUUUACAGUUAAAAUGGGACGCUGAACGCCUUCAGGGUCUGGAUGGAGGUUUAAUUAAACAUUCAGAACAGGGCUGGAACAAAGACCAGGAGUGGAAGUGGCAGCUUUGGCCAGCCCUGGUGUAGAUUGGGAAUACACGUGGUAACUGAAGCAGGGAGACAUGUUGUUACUUGGAAAAAAAGCCUAGCUGGAGUCAUCCUGUUGACGCUGUUAUGGCGGGUGUGUGCUCUUUUUUCUGUGGUCUAGCCCCUAUAGUUAUACAUAUAUACAUUAUUAAAUAUCUGUCUCUUUCUGUAAUAAAAUCAACAUAACAAUUUGCUGUAUCUGUCUUGGUAGGAUCAGGGUGUAUAUAAUGUAUUCUAGGGCGAUCCUGGCUGAUCUGCUGUGAUGGCGGCUCACUGUCUUAGUUCUAGUUUCUGUGGAGUGUUUUGUUUUUUUGGAAUUAAAAAAAAACGUUCUUGUAAGGUACAGUAAAUACUGUUUCAUUGA